UUGCCAAGCGGAGAAGAUUCCGACAAGCCUCGUUCGCUACGAUUUACCUUCAACUCCAAUACCACGUCAUCUAAACCUCCCGACGAAAUUAUUUCAGAAAUCAUCAAGGCCUGUGCUAAAAAUGGCAUAUCCAGUCGUGCACAGUCUCGCUACUUAUUAGAGUGUAUAUGGACUGCGCCUGCAACUGGAGGUCCAAGUAAGGAAGCCAGCAAGUUUGAAAUAGAGGUAUGCAAGCUUCCCCGUCUGAACAACCUUCAUGGUCUUAGAUUCAAGCGCGUUGCAGGAUCCUCUGCUGACUACAAGGAUAUUUGCGAAAAAAUU
Batrachochytrium dendrobatidis JAM81 is the source of this 321-nucleotide messenger RNA. RefSeq lists its product as uncharacterized. The annotation marks the transcript as partial. The record is from RefSeq and is a predicted model, not a curated record. NCBI's taxonomy places the organism in Eukaryota, Fungi, Chytridiomycota, Chytridiomycetes, Rhizophydiales. The transcript has a single exon.